AUGCAGGCGCCGGCACCUGAGCGCAAGCCGCGUACCUUGGGCAUGCUGGUGUUGGGCGUGGCCGCCAUGGCAGGCCUGCUCCUAUUGGCGGUGGCCCACAGCUCGGCUGGCAGCGUUGGCUACCUCUCCUCGCCCUCCCAGCUCGUGUCCACCCUCACCGCAGCCUCCCUUACGGGAAUGGACGAGAAUAGUGGCGUUAACUCUCCUGUUAGCGACAUUGGGUCGAGCUUCUACGACGCCGCCGUCGUGUCGCAGACCGACAAGGUGACGGCGGCCAAUGCCAGCGGCGGCCACGCCACCCACCACUACGAAUACAUCUACCAGAAGUACCUGGGGCACCUCAACCCGCGCACCCCGCUGCGGCUGCUGGAGAUUGGGCUGGGGUACGGCAUGCCGCCGCCGCACGUGGCAGGGUCGAGCUUGCAGCUGUGGCGUGCCUACUUCCCCAACGCCGCCAUCAGCUUCAUCGAAUUGCACGAGGGGACUGCGGAGGAGUUCCGGGAGGAGAUUGAGGAGACGGGGGGCAACAUCUUUGUGGGCAGCCAGUCCGACCCGGACGUCAUGGCGCAGGUUCGGCUCCUGGCGCUGGCCACCGGCGGCUUUGACGUCAUCAUCGACGACGGAGGCCACAUCCCGGCGGACCAGCGGCGCUCGUUCGAGGGCCUGUGGCCGGCGGUGCGGCCCGGCGGCGUGUACUUUGUUGAGGACCUGCUGACGUCGUACUGGGAGGAGUGGGCCAAGACGCCCAAGGAGGACUCCAUCAUGGCCUUUGUGAAGCAGGCCAUCGACGCCAUGAACUGCCACAGCGUGGAGCCGGGGCCCAACGCGCAGCGGUGGAAGAAGUUCUGCGAUGUGGAGCACCUGGGCAAGAGCUUUGCCUCCCUGGACUGUGCACCCGAGAUCUGCGCGGCGGUGAAGGCGCGGGAGUAG
This is a messenger RNA of Chlorella variabilis, 930 nucleotides long. RefSeq lists its product as hypothetical. The record is from RefSeq and is a predicted model, not a curated record. The transcript is spliced from 5 exons. Lineage: Eukaryota; Viridiplantae; Chlorophyta; Trebouxiophyceae; Chlorellales; Chlorellaceae. Gene Ontology annotation, molecular function: ferric iron binding. The coding region runs from base 1 to 930 and encodes 309 amino acids. Gene Ontology annotation, biological process: iron-sulfur cluster assembly.